This is a messenger RNA of Chenopodium quinoa (quinoa), 1087 nucleotides long. RefSeq lists its product as uncharacterized. NCBI's taxonomy places the organism in Eukaryota, Viridiplantae, Streptophyta, Magnoliopsida, Caryophyllales, Amaranthaceae. The transcript has 2 exons. The record is from RefSeq and is a predicted model, not a curated record. Bases 210 to 641 code for a protein of 143 amino acids.
ACUAAAGCAACAAGCAAGUCUAGUAGUCUAACUAUGCAUUCCGUAUUCUCAAUUGACCCAACAAGAAACAAGAGCAAAAAAAAAGCAAUCCAACACAUAAAGGCCCAAAAUCAUCGCAUGAAAUCCAGACAGCAAACAAACAAUGUUCUUCGUCAUUUAGCAGCACACUUGGAAAUACUUGCUUCUCAUGCUAUAUUUGGAGAAAUUCAAUGAAGAUUUCAAAACCCUUUUUGCUAUCAUCUCUUUUGGUGCUACUAUCCUCGAUAAUUAUAGCCUCAGUUUUCAUUAAAACGCCUCAGAAUUCCAAGGACAUCAUCACUAUGACGGAAGAACAAGAAAAUGGGGCAUCAAUUUUUAAACAAUUUGGAGUGAAGAUUGACAAGAACCCUCCUCAAUCUAAGCUUGAUGAACUUCAAGUCAACACUUGGUCCAAAUGGAGCGGUCAGCCAAUGAAAAUUCCAUGGACUUUUGAAGCGGAAGAGACAAUGUACCUGCUGGAGGGUAAAGUGAAGGUUUCGGUUGAUGGGCAGGAGGGAUCUUUUGAAAUUGGAGGUGGAGACUUGGUUGUAUUCCCUAAUGGAAUGAAGAUCACUUGGGAAGUACUUGAAGCUGUGACCAAGCAUUAUCACUUAAAAAAGUAAUUGUAAGUACAUAUUCACGGCAUUCCUAGAUAUGAUCGUAUUCAUGUCUUAUUUUCACUGAUAUAUUAACCCUUGUAUUCAACUUGUAAGUCAUUACAGAUAUAGUUGUACGUGAUUUGAAGAGAGAUAAGUAGUCAUUAAAAGUACUGUAACUUGUAAGGAGUGUUUAAUGUUGGAGUGAAAGGGAUUAAAUGACUUCUUGGUGGUUGGCAUUGACGACGAUGAUGCAUGUUUUAUGGAUAAUGUAUCUCAUAAGACUAUAAGGGGGUGUUUGGUAUCAAAUUAGUAAAUGUAAGGGAAUGGAAACAAAUUAGGAGGGGAAAGGGUAAUAUAUAGUGUUACCCUUACUACUUGUUUGGUAUUACUAAGGAAACGUAAACAAUGAUAACCAAUCCCUUUCUUCUUGUUUGGCAUAGAUAACUUGGAAACAAAUACCUUUCCUUCUA